UUUGUUGCCCGCUCAAUACAAUCUACGACUCUAUCCGAACCCCGCAUUGGAUCGCUGUAGCGUCCAGAACCAUGUGCCAUCGGAUCCUUCGCUAUACUUUGAACACGAAAUGCAACCACCGUACCUUCACGGGUGACACGAUGAUCGACUGUAUGGACCCGACAUGUGGGAACAGCAGAGCACAUCCUGCCAAUUGCCCUAACUGCACUCACAAUAGGUGGUACAACAAGCCGGAAAGGAUCGUCACUCAAGAGCUCGAUCAGAAGUGCGAAAACUGCACACCAUGAGCAGUGCACAUGGCCGGAGGAUCACUCAACAUUCAGCGGCGCACAGACCUGAUGUCGACCCUCCACAGUUAGGAGAACGAAAUAUCUGAUUAUGGCGCAAGUUACAUUCUGCCUUAAGAACUUGACUAGUGAUUUCCUUGAUUGAUUAUCUGCUGUACUCACGAGCCUACCCCAUGUAUGAUUAUGAAACCCC
This is a messenger RNA of Fomitiporia mediterranea MF3/22, 480 nucleotides long. RefSeq lists its product as uncharacterized. The coding region runs from base 72 to 287 and encodes 71 amino acids. The record is from RefSeq and is a predicted model, not a curated record. The transcript has 3 exons. NCBI's taxonomy places the organism in Eukaryota, Fungi, Basidiomycota, Agaricomycetes, Hymenochaetales, Hymenochaetaceae.